This is a messenger RNA of Phytophthora sojae, 2619 nucleotides long. RefSeq lists its product as hypothetical. The record is from RefSeq and is a predicted model, not a curated record. Gene Ontology annotation, molecular function: ribosomal small subunit binding; GTP binding; protein binding. Bases 1 to 2619 code for a protein of 872 amino acids. The transcript has 7 exons. Gene Ontology annotation, biological process: ribosomal small subunit assembly. NCBI's taxonomy places the organism in Eukaryota, Oomycota, Peronosporomycetes, Peronosporales, Peronosporaceae.
AUGGAGCUGCUGUUGCGUCGCGCGGCGUCGUCGGCGUCGGCGCUGCCGCAGGGCCGCCUCCUCGUGGCCACCUACCGCUCCAAGCGCAGCCAGGCCAAGCGCGAGGCGUUCCGCGUGGCCAGCGGCCUGCCCGUCAACGACAAGAAGAAGAACAAGGAGCAGCGCCGCUCGCAGCGCAAGCCCCAGCGCCAUGAGCCCGCGCCGCGCGUGGAGGAGCCGCCGCGCCCGACGCUGGAGGAGAUCGACCGGGAAUGGGCCAAGAUGCGGCUGCGCACCAUGGUCGUCCCGCCGGCGGUGAUGCCGGCGCGCACGCGCAAGGAGAUCGAGAACAAGCGCCGCAUGCGGCGUCUGGGCCUGCUGCCCGACGAGGACGAAGAGGAGGGCGACGGGACGGGCGCCUCGGACCCGCGCAACACGGGCUACGUGGGGAAGCGCGAGGCGCCGUCCAACCCGCUGCACUUCUACGACGGCCGACAGUCGCGAGCGGAGAAGCAAGCCGAGGCCGAGAGAUACAGAACCACGGGCCGGCUGCCGGCGAGGCGGCCGGUGUCCAUGAAGGAUAAGCAGUUCACCAACAUCACGCCGGCGCCCGACAAUGUGGUGGAGCGCGAGUUUAUGAUCCCGGACGAGCCGCCCAACCCCAAGGCGCUAGACCUUGCGGUCAUCGGUCGCCCGAACGCAGGCAAGUCCUCCAUCAUGAACCGGCUGCUCAAUGUGACGGUGUCGGCAGUGUCGCCGAAGUACAACACGACCAGAGACCGCAUUCUGGGCAUCUACACGGAGGGCGAUGCGCAGCUAUCGUUCUACGACACCCCUGGUCUGAUCAAGCCGAAGGAGACGCACGAGUACGUGCAGACCUUGGUGACCACUGCAGCCGAGACGCUGCAGGGUGUGGACCUGUCGCUGCUGGUUGUAGACUCGGUCAAGCGUCUCGAUGACGCCGCCCUGCAGGCGCUGGAGAAGGUGCUGACGACCUCGGCCCAGGUGUGCUCACCCACGAUGCUCGUGAUGAACAAGUUUGACCUGGUGGGCAAGCGCGAGAAGAUCAACCUGGACUACAAGGUCAAGGAGCUGUCCCAGAUGAUCGAGGAGAUCUACGGCAAGCACUACGACGCCGAGGGAGCGUCGUUGAAUAUCGACCCGCUGGCUUACAUCGGCGAUAACUGCGUCAAGGUGUCGGCCAUGAAGGGCUACGGCAUGGACAACCUGAAGAAGACCCUGCUGUCGCUGGCCGUGGAUCGACCGUGGAGCUACCACUCGUCCAUGCACUCGGACAUGUCCGACUUGGACCUGGUGGCGGAGAUCAUCCGCGAGAAGCUCUUCCGCCGGUUCAACAAGGAGCUGCCGUACACGUUUGAGCAGGAGAACGUCGGCUGGACCAAGUUCAAGGACAAGAGCAUCCGCAUCGACCAGGACAUUUUCGUUCCUGCUGCCCGUGUCCGCAAGAUGGUGGUCGGACACAACGGCGACACGAUUCGCUCCGUGGGUAUGGCGGCCCGGGACGAGAUCGAGCAAUUGCUCAAGCGCAAGGUGCACUUGUACCUGAACGUCCGCAAAAGCGCGAUGGAGUUCAAGCACGAGGGCAACGCGCUGUUCGUGGACGAGGCGUACGAGGAAGCGGCGCGCUGCUACUCGCGCGCGCUGGAGACGCAGCCGCAGGACGCGGACGCGCUGUCCAAGCGCGCGGCGGCCUUCCUGAAGCUGCACAAGCUGCGCGAGGCCGCGGCCGACGCGUCGCGAGCCACGGAACUGGACGCGACGCUGCACAUGGCGCACCUGCGUCACGGAGUGGCGCAGUUCGAGCUGGAGAAGUACGCGGAGGCCAAGCGGGCGUUCCAGCGUGGCAAGGAGGCGGCGCCCAAGGGCAAUGAGGCGCUGCUCAAGCGCUUCCAGACGUGGAUCCGCAAGUGCGACGCAGAGCUGGACAGCGAUGGAGAGGCUGAGCUCGUGAUUCCGGAUGACCCGGCUCCAGUAAAGGCCUUGACGCCGAACAACCAGAGCGCUGCUGUAGUUGCACCGUUGCCGUCAGGUACUCACGUGACGGUCUCGAUUUUGCAGAAGAAGCUGGCACAAGAAGAUGUGGAGGUCACUAUGGAGCCGAAGAAGCUUCUUGUGCGUGUGAAGCUUGACGGUGAGGUCGUGGAGGCCUUCAAUGAGGCUCUCUUCGACGAAAUCGUGCCUGCCGAGAGCUCGUACAAGGUCCUGGGCACGAAGGUGGAGCUGAAGCUGAAGAAGAAUAGCAACGGCAUGCACUGGGACAAGCUCGAGGAGGUGGUGUACCAGACCGGUACGCAGGUUGUGACGGGUCCUGCGGCCGUAUUUGAAGCGAAGCCCGAGAGCGUGCCGCGCCCGUACGCGAGCGCCCGCGACUGGAAUCAGAUAGAGCGGGCGAUCGGCGAGGAGCUGGAGGCCGAGAAACCCGAAGGCGAGGAGGCCAUGCAGAAGCUCUUCCGCGAUAUUUAUGCCAAGGCCGACGAGAACACGCGCAAGGCCAUGAACAAGUCCUUCCAAACUUCCGGCGGCACGGUAUUGUCCACCAACUGGAAAGAGGUGGCCGACAAGGACUACGAGAAGGAGCGAACGGCGCCCAAUGGAAUGGAGUGGAAGAAGUGGGGCUAA